Messenger RNA from Cinara cedri, 8375 nucleotides. The record is from the annotation of a GenBank genome assembly. Lineage: Eukaryota; Metazoa; Arthropoda; Insecta; Hemiptera; Aphididae.
CUUUUUUUCUCAGUCAAAGAAUGAACGUAGAUCAUCAUUACGGAUAAUUUAUCUAUUUAAAAAUGGUUAAUAUUUUUAAAAAGGUCGAUAAGGAUUUCUCACCAACUGAAAAACAGUGAGUACAUACGCGUUUUUUUCGAUAUAUUUUUAUAAACAAUCAAUUGUACAGGUUUUUUUUCAAAAUAGUAAUAAUAAAUUUAAAAUAAAUGUUAUAGGGUUUUUUUAAGUCACUGUUCCAUAAAACUCAAUUAAUUUUUGAGAUAAAUUAAAAUAAAAUAUUUUUGUUUUCUAUUGGUUUGUUUUCAUAGUUCAAUAUUUUGGCUGUAAAAUAAUGCCACGAUAAUGCCAACUAAUAUACCCAUAGUAGAAAAUAAAAGACAUUUUGUAAUAAUAGCUAGGUUGAAUAAGGGUAAGACAUUGUUGGACAAUUCUACUUUUAAGUUUUGGUAGAGGAAUGUAUUGGAACACUAUUUAAAUGCCACGGGCCGCGUUACCACACAAAUAAUGUUUCAGUAUUAUCCCCUUACCCAAACUUAAAAGUGUAAUGUCUCGUCGAUGAGUUGACGGAAAUUAAAAAUGUUAACACCAAAAUGUAUUUUUUAUGUAUAUAUAUUUAAUUUUAUAUGUAUGUAUUUAAUCUAAAAAAUCAUCUUUUUAUGGGAUUUGUAAUGGAGGAUGUUAUUUUAAAAUCAAAAGUGUGUAGUUUUUACGCCCCUCCACAAAAAAAAAAAAAAAACAAAGGUGACAAAAAAUAACGGUAACUUAACAUUUUUAAAGCUGAUUGUUUUUAUAAAUUGAUCAAAAGAUAAAAUGUCGAAUACUUUCCGGGAUGAUGAGUGCCAUCUUGAAGAUUGUACACCCUGUUAUACAGGGUGAUCGACUCUAAAACAAACAGGAGGGAGAAUGCGGGAAAGGAGAUAAUUAUUAAAAUAAUUUAUAACAAACUAAUUAUUAUUUAUGUAUAAGUAUAGCGAGUGACGUAAUGUUACGCGAGUCCGUACAAAUAAAUAUUAAUAAAUCCCGCAGUGGUAAUUAUUAUUCUCAUAACAUUUUUAUUGAUUCGGCAAAGGACUUUGUUCGCUAUAUAAACAAAAAUAGUUAUCGAUUAUUACAACACUUGUACUAUUACUGGUAAUUUUGUGAGAUUUUUUUUUUUUCAUGCACAGAUUAAAAUUUUUUAAUUUUUUUAAUUAAUUCUAACGAUGUCUAAACCAAAUGCAGAAUUUAAUAGGGUACCUAUGGAUCAAAAAGUUAAAUUUCUUAUUGAUAUUUACAAAAUAGGAUGGUAUUUUAUGGUUUUCGAAAGGUACCUAUUACCUAAUAAGGUACACUUAUUUCCGGUUUAUCAGAUUAGAUUUUCUUUUCGUAAGUUUAUGCCUUAAUAUAAACCGAUCAAAUAAUAAUAUUCCUAUAGUAACUUAUUACUUAUGAUAGUUUUCAAGAUUAGAAUAACAGCUAAUCGGGGUUAUAAUUUUUGUAUAAUAUUAUUGUAUCUGUACGAAAAACGAGUUUAUAAUAAUUGGUAAUAAAUUUAGAGCUUCCAUUUUGUGUGUAGAUACACGCUUUUCACGUGUUCACGUGAAAUCAACAUUCGAAUCUAUAAAGCCGUGUACUUAAAAAAUUCCGUACACACGUGUAAUUAUUCACGUAUUCACGUGAAUAAGUAAAUGAACGAGAACACGGAUAAUAAAUUCAGGUGAAGAGAAAUUGUUCGUUCAAAUGUACACGGACUCGUGUUCACAUACCUACGUACAAAUUCGUGGUUUUAAUGGAGACCUCUAGAAACAAUAUUAAUAAUUAAUAAAGUGAAAACGGAAAAAAAUAAACCUAUUAUUAGUUAUUGAUAUAGUUCCUAAAAUACAAUGCGCUAAAACUAAGUGUUCGGAUUCGAGCAGGAAGGUUGUACACCUCGUGUUUGUUUUUUGCCAAUUUUUAAAAUGCCUUGUACCUUUGUUUUCUCAAAACUCCCGUUGAACAACAAUAUUUUUUUAGGGGUACCUAUUAUAUUAUGUAAAAACUAAAUAUUCCAAAUUUCCCGAACGAUUCCAAUGUCAACAGCUAAUCAACAGCUGGUCAACUACUUAUUCAACCUUUGUUUGAAACCGGUUCUGUACAAAUAUACAAGCAGGGGAAUGCAUCUGAGAUAGUCUUAUUAUACGAGUAGGUACAUAAUAUUAUUGUUGCCUCAGUGCUGUGGCUGGUAGCGUCUUAUUAUUAGUAAAUUGUUGUAUGCUCUCGAGAAAACAAAUGAAAUGAAAUCGUUCUUCACCAGAUUAAAUCCGUUCGACAGCGGAGAGACUGAGUAAAUAUUCAUUUUUGAUUUUUUUUUUUUUUUUUUUUUUUUUUUGUCUUUUAACGAAAACACUAUGAAUUAUACAGUGUUCACAUUAUUUCACAAAAGUUUGUAUAAUGCGCACAUUAUAUAAUAAUGCUAUUAUGAACCGUUUAUUAUCAUUAUUUCAACAGCUAAAACCGUAUCAAUUAUUGCACUUUUUGAACACCUAUUUUAUUUAUUUUUUAAAUACAAUAAAUUAUACCUAUUCAAUAUUUAGUACUUACAUAAUAUGUAUUUUUAUUAAGUGAGUAGGUUAUAGGUCUGAUUUUCGUUUGAAUAUAACAUUUUGAAAAAUGAUUGUGGUAAAUAUUUUUCAAAGCCAAUCUUUACUCUUAUACGUAAUAUACUUAUAGCCAAUUCGUAUAGUUACGAUAUGAUUGCAUUGUAAAAAGUUGGAAAGAUAGGAUAUAUAUAAGGGUAUGGAAGUAUUUUAAUUUAAAUCUGUACGCAGCAGUAAAUUAUUAUUAUUAACGAAAAACGACUCUAAGCGAAUUUCCGUUAAACAAGUUUUGAAAUGCCGCGAUUUUAAUGACUUUUACAAGAUUUUGAAUUUUAACUUUUAAAAAAAAUACUAGGUACGCUAAAUUUUUUUUUUCAUUAAGUGCAACUUCCGGUUGAAUAGUCGAGCAUUUUUACUUGACCAACACAGUUUUAUCAGCACAAAAUUGUAUCAAAACUAAACAAACUCAAACAUUUCAAAUGGCUAUAAAUAGCUCAAAAUCGGCAUGUAUGUUUUUACCAAAUAUAGAAAGGACUAAUAUAAAUAUUCUAUCAAAUGUCAAGUCUUUAUGAAUAUUUUUAACUGAAUUAAAAUAAAAAUACAAUAACGAACAUAACUGAAACCGUUGAGUAGAUUUUCCUGUUAGAGAUGAUCGGAGCAAGAUUUCUGAUAAAAAGUCGUCUACAGACAGGAAAAAAAACAUAUCAUAGCAAAACCAAUAUACACCCCGCUACACUUAGAAUAUAAAAUAAAUGACGUUCAAUUAUUAUAUAAGUGGUUGAUUAAUAUUAAUUUAAAAUUUAAAUAAUACAAAUAUUCAAAACUUAAAAAAAAUAAAAAAUCAGUCAGGUAGGUAUUAAACUCUACGAUCGAAUUAUCUAUAACCUACCUCUAACAUUACAGUUAUUGAGGCGCAACUUAAGUUCUUUUUUAUUCUUUUUAAAUGAUAACAAAUUUUCCAAUCACCUCAUUUUCAACGCUGUUUGUUUAAAUGUGCCUACACAUUUAUAAUAUUCUAUCAUAUAUUUCAGCCCACUGCUUCGAGCCAAAGCCGAAUUACAGCCGUUUUGGAAGAAAUCAUGGUUUUCAUUUUUAAUAACGGUAUUGAUUAUCGGCAUUUCCGCACUUGUCAUCGUGUACUUGGCUUUCCCUAGCAAAAGUUCAUCGGACACGGUCGAUACCGUUGUAGACGCUAUCACCGUUUUAUCCACAAAAACAAUCAGUGUCGUCUCAUAUAUCGAGACUAAACCGGGACUAUCGGGAUCAAGGGUGUCAAGCGUAGCCACGACAAACGGAGACUAUUUCAAAAAAUGCGCCCCUGCCGUCACCUGUGACCCGAACGCCAAGUAUCGGACGUACAACGGUUCGUGUAAUAAUUUGCAGAAUCCCAACUGGGGAGCGGCUAUGACGCCGUUCUACAGAUUGAUGGACGCAGAAUUUGACGACGGUAAUAAUACACCUAUGCAAGGUUAAAAGCCGAAUAGGAUCGAAGGAUCAUGUAAUAAACGAAAAUCAAAAAAAAAAAAAAAAAAUCGAAUUGUGUACCGAAAAAUACAAUUUCGUCUAAAUUACAAAAUUCUGAGCAUUUUUUUUUCACCGAGAGUUUUAUGUUGUUUUUUUUCGUAUUUUUAUUUUUUUUUUUCACGAAUUUAAUAUAAUAUUACACGAAACAGAUCUUAUAUUCACGCUAAACUAUUAACUGCAUUAAACGUUUCGUUGGAUCUGCAGGUAAUGAAACGCUUCGAAAGCAAUUGGAUGGAAAGCCAUUACCCAGUGCUAGAGUGGUGGGUUUGAAAUUGUUUUACUUGAGAGAUAUCCAGUAUUUGGAUUACGAACAUAGUGAGAUAUUGGUUCCGUGGGGACAGUUCUUGACUCACGAUGUAUCUUUCUAUCCCGACGAUAUUAGAGGAUCGGAUACACCAGGUACGUGGAAUGACUAAAUUGUCAUAUGUAUUAUUAUUAUCCGUGAAAUUACUAGGGUUUGAUAUUUGAGUUUAACGAGUGUUUAAUUCGUGUGUUUUUAGCGCAUUUGGAUCACUGUUUUGAUAAAGAUAAGUCGACACUGCCUUUCGAAUGCGAAACGAUUAUAACAAUACCGUCGGACGAUCCUGUAUACAGUCCGUAUAACGUAUCGCUGUUCAAAUUCGUUCGAUCUACAACUUCGGCGAAUUUCAGCUGCCCGUUAAUACCUAGAACUAUUGUAAGUCUUAUAUAAGAAAUAUAUUAGUAUUAUAAUGACGUUAUUUAUACCGUUAUUAGAAAUUAAUUUGGAUAAAAAAAAAAAAGAAAGUUUGAUAUGAUUACAUGUCAGGUUUUAAUCGCAUCACUUGGCUUACUUCAGAAUAAUAUUAUAAUCACUUAUGAUAUACUUAUUAAUAUGUACAGUUUUAUUGUUUCAAUAUUAAAAACGGCAUCGUGAACAAAAACUAUAAAACAAUAUUUAGAAAGAAACUCUGAAUUUUUAUAUUUUUUAAACCACAAAUAAAAAAAAGAGUUGAUACUGGAGAUAGGAGUGGUCACUGUUGUAGGUGAAAAGUUGGGAAGAUAGGAUACAUAAGGUUAUUUCAUUUAUAUUUGUAAGCAACGAUAAACUAUUGCUUGACGAAAGACGAUUCUGAGCGUAGUUCGAUAAUACAUAAUUUUUGCGAUUUUCGUUUAAAUUUAAUUUCAAAACGCUUUUUUUUUUAAAAAAAAAAAAUCGUUCGAUGAUUUUGCAAAUUCUACCACGUCUAGACAAGUUCAAUAUAAGUAUUAUUACCAAAUUUCAAGUCUUUAUGUGUAUUUAUAACCGAAUUACAGCAAAAAAUUCCCAAAAAUUAAAAUUCCUUAAAAGCUCAAUAGUGGUUUAAAAUUGUUUGCAAUGAUACGGUAAGAAAGUAAAUUAAAAAGGAAACAAAAAAGGUAUCUUGUAAUUUUUCGUUUAAAUAAUUUUUUCUGGUAGAAAACGUCGUCCAUGUUUUAAAAAAUAAUGUAAUUGUGAAAUUGCACGUUUUCCUAUAUUUUUUACCCACUUUAGUGCUUUUAUUUAAAAAUGACCUCUCUAAAGUACCAUCUAGACAACUUGAGCUUUCAGAAAAGUUGCUACACGUAAAAAUCUGAGCAAGUUUACUAAGAAAAAACAUGUCUACAGACUAGAACACAGAAAAAAAAGAAAUAAACAUCUUAGUAAAACCAAUAGUUCCCUCACUACGUUCGAAAUUUAAAAUAAAAUUAUUACUCUCUAAAGCAAACCGUGAUCAAUUUAUAAUCUUUGGAUUAGACUCGUUACAUAGCCAAUUUGUAGCAUUUACAUAAUCACAGUAUAGAUUUAGUAAUUUAUUAGUUCUUCUACGAAUUCACAAAUGAAUGCAGAUUAUUUUUCAUCAAAUUAAUCUACUUGUAUAAUAGGUGUAUAUUAGGUAUCUAAUUAUUAAAGAAGAAAUAUCAAACUUAGAUAAUAAUAAAUUGUAAAUUACCUACCUAAUAUAGUCUUCUUCUCUAUCUCUUUUCCCAACUUUUGCAGUAAUUCACCUUGAUCAUUACAUAAUAGUGUUCCCUAUUUUUAGUUAUCUAACCUAACCUAUAAAUUUCACCUCGAAUGAUGUUAAUAAUUUUCGACAUCAUAAUAUAUUGACAUUAAAAUAAUUUAUUUUGUAUCUGUCAAUAAUAAUUAAUAUAAACAUUGAAAAUAAUUUUAGUUAAAUAGAAAUACUCAAUAUAUAGAUGCAUCACACGUAUACGGAUCAAAUUUAAAAACAGCCGAUAGUCUUCGAGCGUUUGAAAAUGGUAAACUCAGAACGUGGAUAUACGAAAAUGAAGAAUACUGUCCUAAAAAUCCGGACUCGGAAUUUAAAGACGGCCCUUUGGGAAAAUCUAAUGUUCAAUUCACUGCAGGUAGGUAACUAAUAAUACAGCAAAUGAAGAACAGUAAUAACGAAAAUGACUUUGUUGUUAUUGUUUUUUUUUCUAUUAGGUGAUAUCAACGUCAAUCAAAAUUUGGCCAUCGCGUUGUUUCAAAAUUUAUUUCUAAGAUUUCACAAUGUCCUCGCCAACGAACUACAAACCAUAAAUCCGUCUUGGUCGGAUGAAAGAGUUUAUCAAGAAACCCGUAGGAUCAUUGGGGCAGUGAUGCAAGUUAUUACCUACGAUCAUUUCUUGCCUGUUCUUCUCGGUAGGUAUACAAAUAUUUACGGGUAAAUUAUCGAUGUAGGGACGGUCUCAGACAUGAAGUCUGAACUUUGUUUAAAUUUCUAGGCGAUGAAUACAUGAAAGAGUAUAAAUUGACCGGGCCAACGGUUUACGAUCCUUCAAUCAGUUCAGCUUUAGCCCAGGAAAUGACAAGUGGUGCUUUCCGAGCGGUUCACAAUAUUAUUCCCGCAAAAUUUAAGUACGUACCUAUAUAAUAAAACGAUAUAGAGUAUAAGAUAAUUUAAUAACCUACCAAAUAUGACGUAUGAUCAACAGUCUUAUAGCUGCCAAUUAUUCAACCGUCGACCAAGUAGAGCCUUCCAGAAUAUUGCUGAAACCAGACUUGCUCGUAGGAAAUUUCGACAACAUGUUACGAGGGUUCUUGGAGACACCUGGCAGACUUGCACAACCAUCCUACAAUACUUUGGUAAACACAACACCUAACUUUUUAAAUAACACGAUACACGUAAAGGGAUGAUAUUAUUUUCUUUCACUUUCUUAGAUUACAAAUGUCGUGUUCAAAAUACCGAACCUGGAUGGAUACUCCGGUUUCGAUUUGCUAUCAUACGAUAUACAAAGAGGCAGAGACAACGGAUUACCGCCAUAUAACAAAAUAAGGCAAAUUUGUGGAUUAACAAAGGCGAUUAAGUUUUCCGAUUUAUCCGAUUUAAUUUCAUUGGAAGUACGUAAAUUAGAUAACAUUUGUAUGAGAGUUGAAAGGUCACAUAAAAAACAUUCCAAAUCUUUAAAUCAUGUGACUUUCCUACGUAUUAUUUUAUUUUUUUAGGAUAUUGAAACAUUGAAAACGCUCUACUCUACAGUGCACGACAUAGACUUUAUUGUUGGAGCUAUUUUGGAGAAACCCAGAAGUGGAUCAAUGGUCGGCCCAACAACCGCUUGUGUAAUCGGAGACACCUUCUAUAGGUUCAAAGCUGGUGAUCGUUUCUUUUACGAUAUUCAAGGACAGCCGGGUAGUUUUACCCUAGGUAUGUAUAUGAAAUGAAUAAUAUAUUAUUAAUAAUUUGUAUUCAUGGUCAUAUAGGAUUUAUUAAAUUUCUUUUUUACAUUUUUUGCAGAACAAAUACAAUCGCUGAAAAAUAUCUCGCUCAGCAAUGUUAUGUGUUCAUCAUCGCACUUAGAUCACAUGCAAAAAGAAAGUUUUAGAUACGUUGAUCACAAGUAAGAAAUUAAGCAUCUUAAUAAAUUUAAGAAUAAAUGAUAAUAACGUGCGUCUUAUUUUUGCUAGAUGGAUGUCAAGUCAGAAGUAUAGUUGUGAUUCGUAUAAAAUUGACUUAUCGCAAUGGAAAGAAUAAUAUUACCUAAUAUAAUAAUAUAUAUUCACUACUACUCAUUUUAUAUUAUAAUAGAAUGAUCAUUUAUUUAGAUACAUAUCUAAUUAGGAAUAUCAUGUCAGUGUAAACGUUAACGUUUUUAUAAUUUUUUUUUCAUUCAACCUGUAAUAUGUAUUUUAGUUUUAUAUAAUAUUUUCAUCGCCACCAAAACUGUUAUUUACUUUAUUUGAAAAUUAUGUUAGAAUCAAUCAUGUUCAUUUCGUUUAAUAGAAAAUAUUGUAAGUAGGCACUUGAAAACAAUUUUUAUUUGCAAUAUAUUUAUACAUCUGUUGUAUUAUUUAUUAAAUGUCUAUAUUUAUUC